Molecule: messenger RNA, 1542 nt
Organism: Aspergillus ruber CBS 135680
Lineage: Eukaryota; Fungi; Ascomycota; Eurotiomycetes; Eurotiales; Aspergillaceae
Product: dihydrolipoyl dehydrogenase
Exons: 4
Coding region: 1-1542 (513 amino acids)
Cellular component (GO): oxoglutarate dehydrogenase complex; mitochondrion
Molecular function (GO): flavin adenine dinucleotide binding; dihydrolipoyl dehydrogenase (NADH) activity
Source: RefSeq, a predicted model, not a curated record
AUGUUCCGCUCCAUGUUGCCCCGGACAUCACCGCGGGCGGGCCUCCGCGCUGCUGCCCCCCAGUCCGCUCAGUCGACCUUUGUUGUUCCUUCUAUGACCUUUUUGAGAACCUCGAAACGGGGUUAUGCUGCUGAAGCUGGUGAUCACGACGUUGUGAUCAUUGGUGGUGGUGUCGCUGGUUAUGUUGCUGCCAUUAAGGCCGGCCAGGCCGGUAUGAAGACCGCAUGUAUCGAGAAGCGCGGCCGUCUCGGUGGUACCUGCUUGAACGUCGGCUGUAUCCCCUCGAAGUCUCUUCUCAACAACUCCCACCUCUACCACCAGGUCCUCCACGACACAAAAAAGCGCGGUAUUGAGGUUGGUGAUGUCAAGCUCAACCUCGAGCAGAUGAUGGCCGCCAAGGACACCUCCGUCGAUGGCCUCACCAAGGGUAUCGAGUUCCUCCUCAAGAAGAACAGCGUCGACUACAUCAAGGGUACUGGUGCCCUGGUUGACCCUCACACCGUCAAGGUCAACCUUAACGAGGGUGGUGAGCAGACCCUCCGCGGAAAGAACAUCCUCAUUGCCACUGGCUCUGAAUCGACUCCCUUCCCCGGCCUGAACAUCGACGAGAAGAGAAUCAUCACCAGCACUGGUGCUCUGGAGCUCAAGGAGGUUCCUAAGAAGAUGGUUGUCAUUGGUGGUGGUAUCAUUGGUCUGGAGAUGGCUUCCGUCUGGUCUCGUCUCGGUUCCGAAGUUACCGUCGUCGAAUUCCUGGGCCAGAUCGGUGGUCCUGGUAUGGACGCUGAGAUCGCCAAGCAGACCCAGAAGAUCCUGGGUAAGCAAGGUAUCAAGUUCAAGACUGGCACCAAGGUCACCAGUGGUGACGACAGCGGUGCUACCGUCUCCCUCAGCGUUGAGGCCUCCAAGGGUGGUAAGGAGGAGACCCUGGAUGCUGAUGUCGUCCUCGUUGCCAUUGGCCGUCGCCCCUACACUGAGGGUCUCGGUCUGGAGAACGCUGGAAUCGAGAAGGACGACAAGGGCCGCCUGGUGAUCGACCAGGAGUACCGCACCAAGCACCCUCACAUCCGUGUCGUUGGUGACUGCACGUUCGGCCCCAUGCUUGCCCACAAGGCUGAGGAGGAGGCUGUUGCUGCCAUCGAGUACAUCCAGAAGGGCUACGGCCACGUCAACUACGGCGCCAUCCCCAGCGUCAUGUACACCCACCCCGAAGUCUCGUGGGUUGGCCAGAAUGAGGCCGAAGUCAAGGCCGCCGGUGUCAACUACCGCGUCGGUACCUUCCCCUUCAGCGCCAACUCCCGUGCCAAGACCAACCUCGACACCGAGGGUAUCGUCAAGUUCAUUGCCGACGCCGAGACCGACCGCAUCCUUGGUGUUCACAUCAUCGGCCCCAACGCCGGCGAGAUGAUCGCCGAGGCUACCCUCGCCGUCGAGUACGGCGCUUCUUCCGAGGACGUUGCCCGGACGUGCCACGCCCACCCUACCCUGGCCGAGGCCUUCAAGGAGGCCGCCAUGGCUACGCACUCGAAAGCCAUCCACUUCUAA